UGCAUUCCCAGGAAAGGCGCAGAUGAUAUGGCAGCUUUAUGAGCGACCAGGUGUAACUUGCUUUUGUUAACACGGCAACUGAGGAAAAAACAUGGCAUCGUUUUAAUGUGAAAACAGCGACGGGAAAGCGGUGUCAACGAUGAUCUAUUUAAUAUUGGUUUCGGCACUUACAGGGGCGCUUAUAACGCUUCUGUUACAGUUCCUGUUACUGUACAGGAGGAGCCCCGAGCCAGUGGCCAGGACAGUGCAAUAUGUCAAAGCAGAGCGUGAGCCAGCACUGAGGGAUUAUUUUAAUAACAAACCUGCAGAAUUAGGGCACCAUCAACAGGAUAACACGGUAACCGCGAAACAGCAAGACAGCACCUCUUCCAGACAACAAGACGGUGCUUCUAGUACAAGUACAAGUAGCAGUAGUCCCAAACAGCAGCCGCCGUCACAGCCACAAACCAAUUUUCUGCACGACUCUUCCAAAUCAGAGACCUGCAAUUUCCUCAAUGCAAUAUUUUUGUUUUUGUUCCGAGAGCUGCGGGACACCAAUUUGGUCAGACACUGGGUGACAAAAAAGAUAAAGGUGGAAUUCGAAGAGCUGCUGCAGACCAAGACUGCGGGGAGGCUGCUGGAGGGGCUCAGUCUACGGGACUUCUCUUUGGGAAAUUCUCUGCCUGUGUUCAAGACUGCUAAACUUAUCCGACCCGUGGCGUGCAACGAGGAUGGCAUGCCCGAGGAGCUCAAUUUCGAGGUGGACCUGGAGUAUAACGGAGGGUUCCACCUGGCUAUUGACGUUGAAAUGGUGUUCGGUAAAUCCGCGUAUUUGUUCGUCAAGAUGACCCGUGUCGUCGGGCGGCUGAGACUGCAGUUCACGCGUCUGCCCUUUUCUCACUGGUCAUUUUCCUUCCUGGAGGACCCCCUCAUCGACUUCGAGGUGAGGUCGCAGUUCGAAGGCAGACCCCUGCCCCAACUUACCUCCAUCAUCGUAAACCAGCUGAAGAGAGUCAUCAAGAGGAAACACACAUUGCCAAAUUACAAAAUCAGAUACAAGCCGUUUUUUCCAUUUCAAGUUCAGCCGACGUCGUUGGAGGCAGUAGAUGUGGACCUGUCCAUACAAGACACAGGGCUUGUGGAGGGACGGCUGAAAGUCACUGUGGUUGAAUGUAGCAGAUUGUUUAUCCUGGGAUCCUAUGAUCGGGAGACCUAUGUGCAUUGCACCGUGGAGCUGAGCAGCACUGUGUGGAAAGAAAAACCCAGAAGUUCAAUCAAGACGGCUGAAAUCAUCAAAGGAAACUCCCAAAGUGUUGGCCUGACAUUCAGGCAGGCACCAACCAUUGAAGGGGAUGCUGUGCAUGUCAGUAUUGAGACUGUAGUCCCCAACUCCCCUGCUGCCCUGGCAGACCUUCAGAAAGGAGAUAGACUCAUUGCCAUCGGAGGAGUGAAGGUGACCUCUUCAGUUCACGUCCCGAAGCUUAUUAAGCAGGCUGGGGAUAAGGUGUUGGUUUACUACGAGAGGCCAGUGAAACAUCAGAUACAGCCAGUGGGGGCGCUGCAGGAAGGGUUCACUCAAUUGGAAGAGCCAGCCUACCUGACGCAGCCCGUGUACGAGGAGGACUCUGCCAGCAUCAACACCUUAGACAGCAGCGAUGGCAAAGAUUUGGACCCUGAGUCAGAAGAGCAGGUGUAUGAAGUGAAGCCACCAAGCAGUGAUAUCAAGGAAGAGUCUCUGCUGAACAUAAACCAAAGCCCCAAAAGGACAGUGGCCAACCUUGCUUCUAAACCCCUAGGAACCGUAUCCCCCAUCCUUAACCGCAAAGUGAACCUGGGAGGUCUUCAGGCGCCACUGAAGCCACAGCUGAAGGAUGGGACUAAACCUCCCCUCCCAAAAAACACAGAGCCCCCAGAAUCAACUCAACAGCAAGGCAAGCCUUUGCAUGUCCCUCCAAACAGACCCCCUGUGCCCCCAAGACCACACAUUAAGCUGACCCUGGCUUCCUCAGAAACACAGUGCCUACUGGAUUCAGGAGACGCCCCCAUCGAAAAGCCGGAAAGACCGCCUCCACCUUCGAACAACGGGGAGAAAGCAGCUGAGAAGUCGCCUGUGAAACCCAUGGAACAAAACGAAGAGCUGGAACCCUCAAAUUCAAGCAAAGUGGACUCUAAAGACAAGAUUUCUGAAAGCUCCUGCAGCACUAAGGAUAGUGUGGAGGAUCAAGCAAUGUGGGAAUCCUCGGAAGCCGUUUAUCGCAACCGAACUGCUAGAUGGAAAAAAGCCUCACAAGUGUUUGAGCCAGAGAGUCACCAGAAGUACCUUAACAUAGCACUUUGGUGUAAGGACCCUUUUAAACUUGGUAGUCUCAUCUGCCUCGGACAUGUAAGUUUGAAACUUGAACACAUCGCCUUGGAAUGUCUGUCUACAUCUUCUAUGGAAUAUCAAACCACUUUCAGGCUAAACACACCAGAACCAAAAGCUAGUGUCAGCAGAACUGCUCUGAGAAAUCUAAGCAAUCACAAGGGAUUUAAUGAAAAACUGUGUUACGGGGAUGUUGUUGUAAACUUCACCUAUUUGAAAGAGGGGGAAUCUGAGCACUCUAGCAGUUUGAUGGAAAGGGAAAGAGAAUGCAGCGUACAGGAAGAUGCACCGCAAUUUCCCAAAGAAGAAGCUAACCUCCCACCAAUGCUGAUUACAGAAGUCAAGCAUAAUUUCCAAGACACACAGUUUCAAAACCCAACUUGGUGUGAGUACUGCAAGAAGAAAGUUUGGACCAAAGCAGCAUCACAAUGCAUGAUCUGUGCCUAUGUGUGCCAUAAGAAAUGCCAGGAAAAAUGCCUAGCGGAGAACCCUUACUGCGUGGCAGGUGACAAGAGGGUGGACUUGGAAGCAAAGUCAACCCUGAACAAGGCCACAGGGUUGACCAGACAUAUCAUCAACACUAGCUCCCGCUUGUUAAACCUAAGGCAGAUACCUAAGUCUCGCCUUGUGGAGCAGGGGCCAGAGACAGUCGAACCCUCUCCGAAACACACGCCCAACACAUCUGAUAAUGAAAGCAGUGACACAGAGACAUAUGUUGCCGGCAGUCCAUCCAAACGUCCAGCUCCUGCAAGUACAAAACUAGUUAGAAAAGAAGGAGGCUUAGAUGACAGUGUGUUCAUCGCUGUCAAAGAAAUCGGCCGAGAUCUUUACCGGGGGUUGCCGACAGACGAGAGAUCCCAGAAGCUGGAACUGAUGUUAGACAAGUUGCAACAAGAGAUCGAUCAGGAGCUGGAACACAACAAUUCCCUUGUCCGAGAAGAGAAAGAGACCACUGAUGCCAGAAAGAAGUCUUUGAUUGCUGCAGCCCUGUCCAAAUCCGGAGAAAGACUACAAGCCCUAACCCUUCUCAUGAUCCAUUACCGAGCGGGCAUCGAAGAUCUGGAGUCGAUCGAAAGCACAUCCCCUUUGGAGCAGCAUGGCAGGAAAGCCAGGGGCUCGGAAGAUUCCAUCUCAAACCCGGAAGCGUUUGACAAUGAGAUUGCCAGUCCGAUGGAAGCUCAGAUACUAGAUGAGAUAUCCGAAGAGCAGAGCUGUGUCGAAGCUCUGCCGUGAAGCAGGAGUUGAAAGCCUGUAACUUAGAAAAUCCUUUUUGUCAUGUUUUGUUUUUGUUCAAGCUAGAUGUACAGGUGUAUAUUUUUCAAAAAGCAGUAAGACUGCAGAAUGCUUCCCUUUCGAUGGUUUGCUAAGUAUUUAGCUUUCUAAAGAAAGGGCUUGCAUGAAAGGCAAUGGCAUGUACUGUACUGAAAUUGCUUUGUAAGUUACACUGCCCCAAAAAGUUUAUCACUUCAAAUGUACCGUUGUUCAGUUUGUUUAAGCAGUGUAUUUUUAAUUCUUUGUAACCUCUGUAAAUCUGUGUCUGUGAGCUUUUUUUAUUGCAGAGCUAUUGAUUGUUAUUCUGUCCUGUAAAAGGGAUUAUAUAAAUGACAUUUUAGUUUGUUACUGGUAGGGCUGACAUUCACUAAAGCUUGAGGCCAUUGCAUGUGCAAAAUGAAUGGACUAAAACAACAGUCAUUUUGGGACCAGGGUUGAAAAUGUCAAAGUAGUUUCUUUGUUUUAACUUAGUUUUAUUUCAUUUUUUGUUGAUGUUGUUUCCUUUUGCCACAAAGUGUAUCACAAAGGCAAAAACACUGGCUUAAACUGUGUCCAUUACAAUUAUUGAGUAAACCUGUAUGUAUAUCUUGUUGCUUCUUGCUUUAGUAACUUUAUACGUGUAAGAUGAUUUUUGUAAAACACUGGGGUAGAAUGUAGUACAAAAAUGCCAGACAAUGUUCAUUUUCAUUACCAAACUGUGGUUUUCUGUUACAUUUUGCAGCCCAGUAUGACACCUGAGUGUGCUACAAAUGUGUAUGCACUGUUAAUGUCUGCUUCUAUAUUUCUGCUGUAAUUCUAGCAUUUGGCAAAGCAAUUUGGUAGCAUUUAGGAUGCAUCGCUAAAGUAUAAAUGUGGUAAAAUGAUUAAAGUGAAAGUGCAAUUGUAAAUACUACCAAUUACCUUGAAAGGGACACAGUUAUUUAAAGGGAAUUAUUUUUAUUCUUGCUUGAUGUGACCAGAGAAACACAUUGUAUUUGUGCUGUAGGAAUGUCUGUAGCAGUAUUUUACCACCACAAUACAAAAAUGAGCCUCACUCCACACAAAAAAAUAAAUAAAUGAGUACACCCCAUUGAAGUAAACACGAGCACAGACGAAACGCAAGUAAGCAAAUAUUUCAGUGGUCCUUGAACCUAACAGAUGUACCCUGCACUGUUUCUAUUGAUUUAUAAAUGGAUAUGUUACUUUGCCUGGCAUUGCUACCUUCAGUUUAGCAUUUUACAAGAUGUUCUACAAAGUAAUACAAAUCAUGUAAUCAUGCUUUACUGUACAUAGCUGUAAUAAACAAUACUCGCCCGAAA
Messenger RNA from Polyodon spathula (Mississippi paddlefish), 4911 nucleotides. It is a transcript of the gene pdzd8, whose product is annotated as PDZ domain containing 8. Lineage: Eukaryota; Metazoa; Chordata; Actinopteri; Acipenseriformes; Polyodontidae. Gene Ontology annotation, molecular function: lipid binding; protein binding. Bases 140 to 3574 code for a protein of 1144 amino acids. Gene Ontology annotation, biological process: mitochondrial calcium ion homeostasis. The transcript is spliced from 5 exons. Gene Ontology annotation, cellular component: mitochondria-associated endoplasmic reticulum membrane contact site. The record is from RefSeq and is a predicted model, not a curated record.